Messenger RNA from Gregarina niphandrodes, 702 nucleotides. RefSeq lists its product as hypothetical. Bases 1 to 702 code for a protein of 233 amino acids. The transcript has a single exon. The record is from RefSeq and is a predicted model, not a curated record. NCBI's taxonomy places the organism in Eukaryota, Apicomplexa, Conoidasida, Eugregarinorida, Gregarinidae.
AUGCUGGCCUAUCGCUGCAUCCCCAUGCCACAUCCGACUACCGGUGAAUCUCCCUACCGUAUCAUCACCGGGGCCGACCUGGUCCUACCACGCUUUCAAGAGUGGCACAAAUUCGAGAACCUUAUCACCGAUGUCAUCCCUCGCCUGAAACUCCUCAACACGUUCCGGCAGGAUGCACUCAAUCACACCUUGGCGUCAGUCAGCAAGGGCCGCCCCCCCGUCAAGAAAGACAUCGAUGUAGGAGACGCAGUUGUAAUCUUACUACUCGACAAGCUCCUUCAUGAUCUCCAGCAACGGUUCGGAGACGCUAAACUUCUGCCCACCUGGUCAGAACCCUGCCGCGUCACGGCAAUCAAAGACAACAGGGUUGUCACACAAUCGGUAUGGCACAUUCACCUGACUUAUGAGGCCCCCCUAUCCGAAGUCAUGAAGGUCACUCGCUUGCCUGUGGAUCUACGGGCCCUGACCAUCCGUGAGAUCGCGGCCGACCAUGUCCGACAUAAGCCCCCAGGCACGGACUCCCUACGACGUGCGAACCUGUACGAGAAGACACCACAGAUACCGCGAGGACCUCACACCAGGCCGAGACCGGUGAUCCGCUCCAUAGACAGACUGCUGAUGAACAAUACGGUCAACUCAAGACUUCAUUUCGCCUUGGUACCCCGCGACGCUUUAAAAAGCCCGGGAGGUUGUGUCGUAUGA